Messenger RNA from Mesoplodon densirostris (Blainville's beaked whale), 10755 nucleotides. It is a transcript of the gene DMD, whose product is annotated as dystrophin. The coding region runs from base 1 to 10671 and encodes 3556 amino acids. Gene Ontology annotation, biological process: synaptic signaling. Gene Ontology annotation, cellular component: plasma membrane. The transcript is spliced from 74 exons. Lineage: Eukaryota; Metazoa; Chordata; Mammalia; Artiodactyla; Ziphiidae. Gene Ontology annotation, molecular function: protein binding; zinc ion binding. The record is from RefSeq and is a predicted model, not a curated record.
AUGAAAAAUAUCAUGGCUGGAUUGCAACAAACCAACAGUGAAAAGAUACUCCUGAGCUGGGUCCGACAAUCAACUCGUAAUUAUCCACAGGUUAAUGUCAUUAACUUCACCACCAGCUGGUCUGAUGGUCUGGCUUUGAACGCUCUCAUCCACAGUCAUAGGCCAGACCUGUUUGAUUGGAAUAGUGUGGUUUGCCAGCAGUCAGCCAUACAACGACUGGAACAUGCAUUCAACAUUGCCAAGUAUCAUUUAGGCAUAGAGAAACUACUGGAUCCUGAAGAUGUUGCCACCACUUAUCCAGAUAAGAAGUCCAUCUUAAUGUACGUCACAUCACUCUUCCAAGUUUUGCCUCAACAAGUGAGCAUCGAAGCCAUCCAGGAGGUGGAGAUGUUGCCAAGGCCAUCAAAAGUUACUAGAGAAGAACAUUUUCAAUUACACCAUCAAAUGCACUAUUCUCAACAGAUCACAGUCAGUCUAGCACAGGGCUAUGAGCGAACUCCUUCCUCUCCUAAGCCUCGGUUCAAGAGCUAUGCCUACACACAGGCUGCUUAUGUCACCACCUCUGACCCCACACGGAGCCCAUUUCCUUCACAGCGUUUGGAAGCUCCUGAAGACAAGUCAUUGGGCAGUUCAUUGAUGGAGACUGAAGUAAACCUGGACAGUUACCAGACAGCUUUAGAAGAAGUACUCUCAUGGCUUCUUUCAGCUGAGGACACAUUGCAAGGACAAGGAGAGAUUUCUAAUGAUGUAGAAGAAGUGAAAGAACAAUUUCAUACUCAUGAGGGGUACAUGAUGGAUUUGACAUCCCAUCAGGGACGAGUUGGCAAUGUUCUCCAAUUGGGAAGUCAGCUGAUUGGGACAGGGAAAUUAUCAGAAGAUGAAGAAACUGAAGUUCAAGAACAAAUGAAUCUCCUAAAUUCAAGAUGGGAAUGCCUCAGGGUAGCUAGCAUGGAAAAACAAAGCAAUUUACAUAAAGUUCUAAUGGAUCUCCAGAAUCAGCAACUGAAAGAGUUACAUGACUGGCUAACAAAAACAGAAGAGAGAACAAGGAAAAUGGAAAAGGAACCCUUUGGACCUGAUCUCGAGGACCUAAAACGCCAAGUACAACAACAUAAGGUGCUUCAAGAAGACCUGGAACAGGAACAAGUCAGGGUGAAUUCUCUCACGCACAUGGUGGUGGUGGUUGAUGAAUCUAGUGGCGAUCAUGCAACUGCUGCUUUGGAAAAACAACUUAAGGUACUGGGAGAUCGGUGGGCAAACAUCUGUAGGUGGACAGAAGAUCGCUGGGUUCUUUUACAAGACAUUCUUCUAAAAUGGCAACGUUUUACUGAAGAACAGUGCCUUUUUAGUGCAUGGCUUUCAGAAAAAGAAGAUGCAGUGAACAAGAUUCACACAACUGGCUUUAAGGAGCAAAGUGAAAUGUUAUCAAGUCUUCAAAAACUGGCUGUUUUAAAAGCCGAUCUAGAAAAGAAAAAGCAAACCAUGGACAAACUCUGCUCACUCAACCAAGAUCUUCUUUCAACACUGAAAAAUACAUUGGUAGCCCAAAAGAUGGAAGCAUGGCUGGACAACUUUGCCCAGCGCUGGGAUAAUUUAGUCCAAAAACUUGAAAAGAGUUCAGCACAGAUUUCACAGGCUGUCACCACCACUCAGCCAUCACUAACACAGACAACUGUAAUGGAAACGGUAACUAUGGUGACCACGAGGGAACAAAUCCUCGUAAAGCAUGCCCAAGAGGAACUCCCACCACCACCUCCCCAAAAGAAGAGGCAAAUUAUUGUGGAUUCCGAAAUUAGGAAAAGGUUGGAUGUCGAUAUAACUGAACUUCACAGUUGGAUUACUCGUUCAGAAGCUGUGUUGCAGAGUCCUGAAUUUGCAAUCUAUCAGAAGGAAGGCAACUUCUCAGACCUUAAAGAAAAAGUCAAUGCCAUAGAGCGAGAAAAAGCCGAGAAGUUCAGAAAACUGCAAGAUGCCAGAAGAUCAGCUCAGGCCCUGGUGGAACAGCUGCUGAAUGAGGGUGUUAAUGCUGACAGUAUCAGACAAGCCUCAGAACAACUGAACAGCCGGUGGAUCGAGUUCUGCCAGUUGCUAAGUGAGAGACUUAACUGGCUGGAGUAUCAGAACAACAUCAUCACUUUCUAUAAUCAGCUACAACAAUUGGAGCAGAUGACAACUACUGCAGAAAACUGGUUGAAAACCCAACCCACUACCACAUCAGAGCCAACAGCAAUUAAAAGCCAGUUAAAAAAUUGUAAGGAUGAAGUCAACCGGCUGUCAGUUCUUCAGCCUCAAAUUGAGCGAUUAAAAAUUCAAAGCAUAACCCUGAAAGAGAAAGGACAAGGGCCAAUGUUCCUGGAUGCAGACUUUGUGGCCUUUACAAAUCAUUUUAACCAAGUCUUUGCUGAUAUGCAGGCCAGAGAGAAAGAGCUACAGACAAUUUUGGACACUUUGCCACCCAUGCGCUAUCAGGAGACCAUGAGUACCAUCUUCAUGUGGAUCCAGCAGUCAGAAACCAAACUCUCUGUACCUCAGGUCACUGUCACUGAAUAUGAGAUCAUGGAGCUGAGACUUGGGGAGUUACAGGCUUUACAAAGCUCUCUACAAGAACAACAAAAUAGCUUAAACUAUCUCAGCACCACUGUGAAAGAGAUGUCAAGGAAAGCGCCCUCUAAUAUUAGCAGGAAAUAUCAGUCAGAAUUUGAAGAGAUUGAGGGCCGAUGGAAGAAACUCUGUGCCCAGCUUGUCGAACAUUGCCAAAAGCUAGAGGAGCAAAUGGCUAAACUCCGAAAACUUCAGAAUCACAUAAAAACCCUGAAGAAAUGGAUGGCCGAAGUUGAUGUUUUCUUGAAAGAGGAAUGGCCUGCCCUUGGGGAUUCAGAAAUUCUUAAAAAACAGCUGAAGCAGUGCAGGCUUUUAGUCAGUGAUAUUCAGACAAUUCAGCCCAGUCUAAACAGUGUCAAUGAAGGUGGACAGAAAAUAAAGAAUGAAGCGGAGCCAGAGUUUGCUUCUAGACUGGAGACAGAGCUCAGAGAACUUAACACUCAGUGGGAUCACAUGUGCCGACAGGUCUAUGCCAGAAAGGAGGCCUUAAAGGGAGGUUUGGAUAAAACUGUAAGCCUUCAGAAAGAUUUAUCAGAGAUGCAUGAAUGGAUGACACAAGCUGAAGAAGAAUACCUAGAGAGAGAUUUUGAAUAUAAAACCCCAGAUGAAUUACAGACAGCAGUUGAAGAGAUGAAGAGAGCUAAAGAAGAGGCCCAGCAAAAAGAAGCAAAAGUGAAACUCCUCACUGAGUCUGUAAACAGUGUCAUAGCUCAAGCUCCACCUGCAGCACAAGAGGCCUUAAAAAAGGAACUUGACACUCUCACCACCAACUACCAGUGGCUCUGCACCAGGCUGAAUGGGAAAUGCAAGACUUUGGAAGAAGUUUGGGCAUGUUGGCAUGAGUUAUUGUCAUACUUGGAGAAGGCAAACAAGUGGCUAAAUGAAGUAGAAUUUAAACUUAAGGCCACUGAAAAUAUUCCUGGUGGAGCUGAGGAAAUCUCUGAGGUGCUAGAUUCACUUGAAAAUUUGAUGCAACAUUCAGAGGAUAACCCAAAUCAGAUUCGCAUAUUGGCACAGACCCUAACAGAUGGCGGAGUCAUGGAUGAACUGAUCAAUGAGGAACUCGAGACAUUUAAUUCUCGUUGGAGAGAACUACAUGAAGAGGCCGUGAGGAGGCAAAAGUUGCUUGAACAGAGUAUCCAGUCUGCCCAGGAGAUUGAAAAAUCCUUACACUUAAUUCAGGAGUCCCUCUCAUCCAUUGACAAGCAGUUGGCAGCUUAUAUUGCUGACAAAGUGGACGCAGCUCAAAUGCCUCAGGAAGCCCAGAAAAUCCAGUCUGAUUUGACAAGUCAUGAGAUCAGUUUAGAAGAAAUGAAGAAACAUUACCAGGGAAAGGAAGCUGCCCAAAGGGUACUAUCCCAAAUUGAAGUGACGCAGAAAAAAUUGCAAGAUGUUUCCAUGAAGUUUCGAUUAUUCCAGAAGCCAGCCAAUUUUGAGCAGCGUCUACAGGAAAGUAAGAUGAUUUUAGAUGAAGUGAAGAUGCACUUGCCUGCAUUGGAAACAAAGAGUGUUGAACAGGAAGUAGUACAGUCACAGUUAAAUCACUGUGUGAACUUGUAUAAAAGUCUGAGUGAAGUGAAGUCUGAAGUGGAAAUGGUGAUUAAAACUGGACGUCAGAUUGUACAGAAGAAGCAGACGGAAAACCCUAAAGAGCUUGAUGAAAGAGUAACGGCUUUGAAAUUGCAUUAUAAUGAGCUGGGAGCAAAGGUAACAGAAAGAAAGCAACAGUUGGAGAAAUGCUUGAAAUUGUCCCGUAAGAUGCGAAAGGAAAUGAAUGCCUUGACAGAGUGGCUGGCAGCUACAGAUAUGGAAUUGACAAAGAGAUCAUCAGUUGAAGGAAUGCCUAGUAAUUUGGAUUCUGAAGUUGCCUGGGGAAAGGCUACUCAGAAAGAGAUUGAGAAACAGAAGGUUCACCUAAAGAGCAUUACAGAGCUAGGAGAGGCCUUGAAAGCAGUUUUGGGCAAGAAGGAGACCUUGGUGGAAGAUAAACUGAGUCUUCUGAAUAGUAACUGGAUAGCUGUCACUUCCCGGGCAGAAGAGUGGUUAAACCUUUUGUUGGAAUACCAGAAACACAUGGAAACCUUUGACCAGAAUGUGGAUCACAUCACAAACUGGAUCAUUCAGGCUGAUACACUUUUGGAUGAAUCUGAGAAAAAGAAACCACAGCAAAAAGAAGACAUGCUUAAGCGUUUAAAGGCUGAAAUGAAUGACAUACGCCCAAAGGUGGACUCCACGCGUGACCAAGCAGCAAACUUGAUGGCAAACCGCGGCGACCACUGCAGGAAAGUAAUAGAGCCCAAAAUCUCAGAGCUCAACCAUCGAUUUGCAGCCAUUUCUCACAGAAUUAAGACUGGAAAGGCCUCCAUUCCUUUGAAGGAAUUGGAGCAGUUUAACUCAGAUAUACAAAAAUUGCUUGAACCACUGGAGGCUGAAAUUCAGCAGGGGGUGAAUCUGAAAGAGGAAGACUUCAAUAAAGAUAUGAGUGAAGACAAUGAGGGUACUGUAAAAGAAUUGUUGCAAAGAGGAGACAACUUACAACAAAGAAUCACAGAUGAGAGAAAGCGAGAGGAAAUAAAGAUAAAACAGCAGCUGUUACAGACAAAACAUAAUGCUCUCAAGGAUUUGAGGUCUCAAAGAAGAAAAAAGGCUCUAGAAAUUUCUCACCAGUGGUAUCAGUACAAGAGGCAGGCUGAUGAUCUCCUGAAAUGCUUGGAUGACCUUGAAAAAAAAUUAGCCAGCCUACCUGAACCCAGAGAUGAAAGGAAAAUAAAGGAAAUUGAUCGUGAGUUGCAGAAGAAGAAAGAGGAGCUGAAUGCAGUGCGUAGGCAAGCUGAGGGCUUGUCUGAGGAUGGGGCAGCAAUGGCAGUGGAGCCAACUCAGAUCCAGCUCAGCAAGCGCUGGCGGGAAAUUGAGAGCAAAUUUGCUCAGUUUCGAAGACUCAACUUUGCACAAAUUCACACUGUCCAUGAAGAAUCAGUGAUGGUGAUGACUGAAGAAAUGCCUUUGGAAAUUUCUUAUGUGCCUUCUACUUAUCUGACUGAGAUUACUCAUGUCUCACAAGCCCUAUCUGAAGUGGAACAACUUCUCAAUGCUCCUGACCUCUGUGCUAAAGAUUGUGAAGAUCUCUUCAAACAAGAGGAGUCUCUGAAGAAUAUAAAAGACAGCCUGCAACAAAUCUCAGGUCGGAUUGACGUUAUUCACAAUAAGAAGGCAGCAGCAUUGCAAAGUGCCACACCGGUGGAAAAGGCGAGGCUACAGGAAGCUCUCUCACAGCUCGAUUUCCAAUGGGAAAGAGUUAACAGAAUGUGCAAGGACCGACAAGGGCAAUUUGACAGAUCUGUUGAAAAAUGGCGGCGGUUUCAUUAUGAUAUGAAGAUAUUUAGUCAAUGGCUAACAGAAGCUGAACACUUUCUCAAAAAGACACAAGUUCCUGAGAGUUGGAAACAUGCCAAAUACAAAUGGUAUCUUAAGGAACUCCAGGAUGGCAUCGGGCAGCGGCAAACUGUUGUCAGAGUAUUGAAUGCAAAUGGGGAAGAAAUAAUUCAGCAGUCCUCAAAAACAGAUGCCAGUAUUCUACAAGAAAAAUUGGGAAGCCUGAAUCUGCGGUGGCAGGAGGUCUGCAAACAGCUGGCCGAAAGAAAAAAGAGGCUAGAAGAACAAAAGGAUAUCUUGUCAGAAUUUCAAAGAGAUUUAAAUGAAUUUGUUUUAUGGUUGGAAGAAGCAGAUAACAUUACUAGUAUUCCACUUGAACCUGAAGAUGAGCAGCAACUAAAAGAAAAACUUGAGGAAGUCAAGUUACUGGCAGAAGAGUUGCCCCUGCGCCAGGGAAUUCUAAAACAAUUAAAUGAAACUGGAGGAACAGUGCUUGUAAGUGCUCCCAUAAGCCAAGAAGAGCAAGAUAAACUUGAAAAUAAGCUCAAGCAGACAAAUCUUCAGUGGAUAAAGGUUUCUAGAGUUUUACCUGAGAAACAAGGAGAAAUUGAGGCUCACAUAAAAGACCUUGGACAGCUUGAAGAGCAAUUAAAUCAUCUGCUUCUGUGGCUGUCUCCUAUUAGGAAUCAGUUGGAAAUUUACAACCAACCAAAUCAAACAGGACCAUUUGACAUUAAGGAAACUGAAGUAGCAGUUCAAGCUAAACAGCCGGAUGUGGAAGGGAUUUUGUCUAAAGGGCAGCAUUUGUACAAGGAAAAACCAGCCACUCAGCCCGUGAAGAGGAAGUUAGAAGAUCUGAGCUCAGAGUGGAAGGUGGUAACCCAUUUACUUCAAGAGCUAAGGACAAAGUGGCCUGGCCCUACCCCUGGACUCACCACUACUGGAGCUUCUCCUAGUCAGACUGUUACUCUGGUGACACAACCUGUGGUUACCAAGGAAACUGCCGUCUCCAAACUAGAAAUGCCAUCUUCCUUGCUGUUGGAGGUACCUGCUCUGGCAGAUUUCAACCGGGUUUGGACAGAACUUACCGACUGGCUGUCUCUGCUUGAUCGUGUUAUAAAAUCACAGAGGGUGAUGGUGGGUGAUCUUGAAGACAUCAACGAGAUGAUCAUCAAGCAGAAGGCAACACUGCAGGAUUUGGAACAGAGGCGCCCCCAGUUGGAAGAGCUCAUUACUGCUGCCCAGAAUUUGAAAAACAAGACCAGCAAUCAAGAGGCUAGGACAAUCAUUACUGAUCGAAUUGAAAGAAUUCAGAGUCAGUGGGAUGAAGUACAGGAACACCUUCAGAACCGGAGGCAACAGUUGAAUGAAAUGUUAAAAGAUUCAACACAAUGGCUGGAAGCUAAGGAAGAAGCUCAGCAGGUCUUGGGGCAGGCCAGAGCCAAGCUUGAGUCAUGGAAGGAGGGUCCCUACACAAUGGAUGCAAUCGAAAGGAAAAUCACAGAAACCAAGCAGUUGGCCAAAGACCUCCGCCAGUGGCAGAUAAAUGUAGAUGUGGCAAAUGACUUGGCACUGAAACUUCUUCGGGAUUAUUCUGCAGAUGAUACCAGAAAAGUACACAUGAUAACAGAGAACAUCAAUGCCUCUUGGGCAAGCAUUCAUAAAAGAGUGAGUGAGCGAGAGACUGCUUUGGAAGAAACUCAUAGAUUACUGCAACAGUUCCCGCUGGACCUGGAGAAGUUUCUUGCCUGGCUUACGGAAGCCGAAACAACUGCCAACGUCCUGCAGGAUGCCACCCAUAAGGAAAGGCUCCUAGAAGACUCCAAGGGAGUAAGAGAGCUGAUGAAACAAUGGCAAGACCUCCAAGGAGAAAUCGAAGCUCACACAGAUAUCUAUCACAACCUGGAUGAAAAUGGCCAAAAAAUCCUGAGAUCCCUGGAAGGUUCUGAUGAUGCGGUUCUGUUACAAAGACGUUUGGAUAACAUGAACUUCAAGUGGAGCGAGCUGAGGAAAAAGUCUCUCAACAUUAGGUCCCAUUUGGAAGCCAGUUCUGACCAGUGGAAGCGUCUGCACCUUUCUCUUCAGGAACUUCUGGUGUGGCUACAGCUGAAAGAUGAUGAGUUAAGCCGGCAGGCACCUAUUGGAGGCGAUUUCCCAGCAGUUCAGAAGCAGAAUGAUGUACACAGGGCCUUCAAGAGGGAAUUGAAAACGAAAGAACCUGUAAUCAUGAGUACUCUUGAGACUGUGCGAAUAUUUCUGACAGAGCAGCCUUUGGAAGGACUAGAGAAACUCUACCAGGAGCCCAGAGAGCUGCCUCCUGAGGAGAAAGCCCAGAAUGUCACACGGCUCCUACGAAAGCAGGCGGAGGAGGUCAACACUGAGUGGGAAAAAUUGAACCUGCACUCAGCUGACUGGCAGAGAAAAAUAGAUGAGGCCCUCGAAAGACUCCAGGAACUUCAGGAGGCAACGGAUGAGCUGGACCUCAAACUGCGCCAAGCUGAAGUGAUCAAGGGAUCGUGGCAGCCCGUGGGCGAUCUCCUCAUUGACUCCCUCCAAGACCACCUCGAGAAAGUCAAGGCACUUCGAGGAGAAAUUGCACCUCUCAAAGAGAAUGUAAGCCACAUCAAUGACCUUGCUCGCCAGCUCACCACGUUGGGCAUUCAGCUGUCACCAUAUAACCUCAGCACUCUGGAAGACCUGAACACCAGAUGGAAGCUUCUGCAGGUGGCUGUUGAGGACCGCAUCAGGCAGCUGCACGAAGCCCACAGGGACUUUGGCUCAGCAUCCCAGCACUUCCUUUCCACUUCUGUCCAGGGUCCCUGGGAGAGAGCCAUCUCACCAAACAAAGUGCCCUACUAUAUCAACCACGAGACCCAAACAACUUGCUGGGACCAUCCCAAAAUGACAGAACUCUACCAGUCUUUAGCUGACCUGAAUAAUGUCAGGUUCUCGGCUUAUAGGACUGCCAUGAAACUCCGAAGACUGCAAAAGGCCCUUUGCUUGGAUCUCUUGAGCCUGUCAGCUGCAUGCGAUGCCCUGGACCAGCACAACCUCAAGCAAAAUGACCAGCCCAUGGACAUCCUGCAGAUCAUUAACUGUCUGACCACUAUUUAUGAUCGCCUGCAGCAAGAGCACAACAAUCUGGUCAACGUCCCUCUCUGCGUGGAUAUGUGUCUCAAUUGGCUGCUGAAUGUUUAUGACACGGGACGAACAGGGAGGAUCCGGGUCCUGUCUUUUAAAACUGGCAUCAUUUCUCUGUGUAAAGCACAUUUGGAAGACAAGUACAGAUACCUUUUCAAGCAAGUGGCCAGUUCAACGGGCUUUUGUGACCAGCGCAGACUGGGCCUCCUUCUGCAUGAUUCUAUCCAGAUCCCAAGACAGUUGGGUGAAGUCGCAUCCUUUGGGGGCAGUAACAUUGAGCCGAGUGUCAGGAGCUGCUUCCAAUUUGCUAAUAAUAAGCCUGAGAUUGAAGCGGCUCUCUUCCUAGACUGGAUGAGACUGGAACCCCAGUCCAUGGUAUGGCUGCCCGUCCUGCAUAGAGUGGCUGCUGCGGAGACUGCCAAGCAUCAGGCCAAGUGUAAUAUCUGCAAGGAGUGUCCAAUCAUCGGCUUCAGGUACAGGAGUCUAAAGCACUUUAAUUAUGACAUCUGCCAAAGUUGCUUUUUUUCUGGUCGCGUUGCAAAAGGCCACAAAAUGCACUAUCCCAUGGUGGAAUAUUGCACUCCGACUACAUCGGGAGAAGAUGUUCGAGACUUUGCCAAGGUACUGAAAAACAAAUUUCGAACCAAAAGGUAUUUUGCGAAGCAUCCCCGAAUGGGCUACCUGCCAGUGCAGACGGUCUUAGAGGGGGACAACAUGGAAACUCCUGUUACUCUGAUCAACUUCUGGCCGGUAGAGUCUGCGCCUGCCUCGUCCCCUCAGCUUUCACACGAUGAUACUCAUUCACGCAUUGAACAUUAUGCUAGCAGGCUAGCAGAAAUGGAAAACAGCAAUGGAUCUUAUCUAAAUGAUAGCAUCUCUCCUAAUGAGAGCAUAGAUGAUGAACAUUUGUUAAUCCAGCAUUACUGCCAAAGUUUGAACCAGGACUCCCCCCUGAGCCAGCCUCGUAGUCCUGCCCAGAUCUUGAUUUCCUUAGAGAGUGAGGAAAGAGGGGAGCUAGAGAGAAUCCUAGCAGAUCUUGAGGAAGAAAACAGGAAUCUGCAAGCAGAAUAUGAUCGUCUCAAGCAGCAGCAUGAACAUAAAGGCCUCUCCCCACUGCCGUCCCCUCCUGAAAUGAUGCCCACCUCUCCUCAGAGUCCCCGGGAUGCUGAGCUCAUUGCUGAGGCCAAGCUACUGCGUCAACACAAAGGCCGCCUGGAAGCCAGGAUGCAAAUCCUGGAAGACCACAAUAAACAGCUGGAGUCACAGUUACAUAGGCUAAGGCAGCUGCUGGAGCAACCCCAGGCAGAGGCCAAGGUGAAUGGUACAACGGUGUCCUCUCCUUCUACGUCUCUUCAGAGGUCAGACAGCAGCCAGCCUAUGCUGCUCCGGGUGGUGGGCAGUCAAACUUCGGAAUCCAUGGGUGAGGAAGAUCUUCUCAGUCCUCCCCAGGACACAAGCACAGGGUUAGAAGAAGUGAUGGAGCAACUCAACAACUCCUUCCCUAGUUCGAGAGGAAGAAAUACCCCUGGGAAGCCAAUGAGAGAGGACACAAUGUAGGAAGCCUUUUCCACUUGGCAGAUGAUUUGGGCAGAGCGAUGGAGUCCUUAGUUUCAGUCAUGACAGAUGAAGAAGGGGCAGAAU